AUGGCCCCUUCACAAACUCAAGACGAGCCUUCCACUCAAAAGAGCUCUGAUCUCUUGGAGCAUUCCAAAGAAGAGUCUGUCCUGACAGAAAAGGACCGCAAAGAACUCGCUUUCACAGACAAGCACAGCUCGCCUGAUGUGUACAUCAACUGUAACAAAGAUACGCUUUGGCAUCCUUGGGUGGGAACCCUCGAGUUGAAGCCCCUCCGUUUCGAGACUAGAUCUGGCAGCUGGGUUAUUUCCUUGAGAACACCCGUGGAUUGCUGGCUCGGAAAGCACAGACAUCGCGGCACGGUGACGGCUGUUACACUCUCUGGUAACUGGAGAUACAAAGAGUACGACUGGGUGGCAGGACCUGGUGACUAUGUUGUCGAAAACCCCGGUACAAUCCACACACUCUUCAUGGGCGCUGGAUCAGAGGUUGUCUUUACAAUCACUGGUAGUCUGGAGUUCUUCAACGAUGACGAUAGUCUGCGGGAGACGAUGGAUAUCUUUACUUUCUCGAAGAUGUAUUAUGAUCACUGCGAGGAAAAGGGAAUCGAGCCCAAUGAGAAGUUAUGGUACUAG
Molecule: messenger RNA, 567 nt
Organism: Fusarium coffeatum
Lineage: Eukaryota; Fungi; Ascomycota; Sordariomycetes; Hypocreales; Nectriaceae
Exons: 2
Coding region: 1-567 (188 amino acids)
Source: RefSeq, a predicted model, not a curated record